CUCGGCCGCUGGCCCCGCCCCCUCCCCCUGCCCCGGGCCUGGAGGAGGAGCGGCACACAGGCCGAUGCUGGGCCACUCACGGCAGCGGCGUCAAGUAGUGGCGGCGACUUCGGCUCCUCCGCGCUCUUGCUCUCCCCGGCCCGUCGCCCGAGCGGAGCGGACGGCUUGAGAUGGACAGCCGAAACGGCGACUUCAACAUCCUGCUGGCCACGGAUUCCUACAAGGUGACUCACUAUCAGCAAUAUCCACCCAAUACAAGCAAGGUCUAUUCUUACUUUGAAUGUCGUGAAAAGAGGACAGAAAAUAACAAAUCCAACAAGGUGCAAUAUGAUGAAACUGUGUUCUAUGGUUUGCAGUAUAUUCUGAAGAAAUAUUUAGCAGGUAAAGUUGUAACAAAGGAAAAAAUUCAAGAGGCCAAAGAGGUCUACAGAGAACAUUUUCAACAUGAUGUAUUUAAUGAGAGUGGCUGGAAUUAUAUCCUUGAGAAACAUGAUGGUCACCUUCCAAUAGAAAUAAAGGCUGUUCCUGAAGGAAGUGUCAUUCCCCGGGGGAACGUUCUCUUUACAGUUGAAAAUACAGACCCAGAGUGUUAUUGGCUAACUAAUUGGGUUGAGACUAGCCUUGUUCAAACUUGGUAUCCAAUUUCUGUGGCUACCAAUUCCAGAGAGCAGAAGAAAAUUUUGGCCAAGUAUUUAAUGCAGACUGCUGGUAAUUUAGAUGGACUGGAGUACAAGCUUCAUGACUUUGGCUAUCGAGGGGUUUCCUCUCAAGAGACAGCAGGAAUAGGGGCGUCUGCUCAUCUGGUAAACUUCAAAGGAACUGACACAGUUGCAGGAAUCACAGUAAUCAAGAAGUAUUAUGGAACAAAGGACUCCAUGCCGGGCUUUUCAGUGCCAGCAGCAGAACACAGUACAAUUACAGCAUGGGGAAAAGACUGUGAAAAAGAUGCCUUUGAACACAUAAUGAAGAAGUUUUCUACUGUGCCUGUAUCAAUUGUCAGUGACAGUUAUGAUAUAUAUAAUGCUUGUGAAAAAAUCUGGGGUGAGGACUUAAGAGGUUUGAUAGAAGGAAGGAGUCCUGAAGCUCCACUCAUUAUUCGGCCAGAUUCAGGAAAUCCACUUGAUACAGUUUUACAGGUUCUUGAGAUCCUUGGGAGGAAAUUUCCACCAUUCGAAAAUUCUAAAGGUUAUAAAGUACUUCCACCUUUCUUGAGGAUCAUUCAGGGAGAUGGUGUGGAUAUCAACACUUUACAAGAGAUUGUACAAGGAAUGAAAGAACAUAAAUGGAGCAUUGAAAACAUUACCUUUGGUUCUGGUGGAGCUUUGCUACAGAAGAUGACAAGAGAUCUUUUGAAUUGUUCUUUUAAGUGCAGUUAUGUCGUGACCAAUGGCCUAGGGGUAAAUGUUUUCAAAGAUCCAGUUAUGGAUCCAAACAAGCGAUCCAAGAAAGGGCGUCUGUCUUUGCACUGCACUGCUUCAGGAGAUUAUGUUACACUCGAAGAGGGUAAAGGCGAACUUGAACAAAAUGGGCCUGAUCUACUGCACACAGUUUUCAAGAAUGGCAUAGUUGUAAAGAGCUACACCUUUGAUGAAGUGAGGGAAAAUGCGCAACUGAAGAAUAAAAUGGGAGACUCUCAAAUCUGAGUUGAUUUCAAACAAAUAACUGCAGAAUGAUGUCCUAGGUCUGUUGCAGAUUUGGUGCGCAGAUGUGUGUAUAUAUGCAGUUUUAAUUUACCUAUUAAAUCUAAACAUUUAUAAUUAUAUGCUGUGCCACAUAAACAGCAAAUGACGAUCAAGCGUACAGUGAUCAUCCAGUAUGGUUUGUAUUUUUAACACUCGCUGUACACAGUCUCAACAAUUUGUUGCUUUGAACAGCUGCUACUUGUGUUUUAAAAUGUAAAUUGUGAGGUAUAAUAGUGGUUACUAGGAAUUAUGAAAAUGUACAAAUGUCGGCCCAUGUUUGUUAUGUGUUUGGACUAGCUGACCACCUUCAGUGGGUGAAAAAUUUGGCCAAUAUUGGAAAUAAUUUAAAUUUUAGUGUACAUAUAUACCAAGUUCCUUUUUGAUCUUCCUAUUUUAUUGUUUUUAAGACACUGUUCCAGUUUAGGAAUAAGGGCUGCUUUGCAGAAUAAAGUAUCAGGUUGUGACAAAGUACAACCAUUUGAUGUUGUGUUGAACAAAGCCUUUUUUGCGCGCACGCACACACACACACAAACAUGAGUAGAUUUUGAAAGGAUGGAUAGUUAAUGGUGCACUUUUAUUUAUAGACCUGUGUGUGCUGAAAAUGCAGGCUUUUUAAGAGCAAUUGUGGAGGAAGGGAAGAUGUCCACUCUAACUAAAAUUGCUCUUUGCAACAAUCAGAAGUGAAUUAAUGCAAGAUGUGUAACUGUUUUUCUCUCUCUCUCUUUCAAGUAUACUGAUUAAUUUGGAUUAGACUUUUAAUGCACAUGAUGAACUUAUAACCUUAUUUCUGAAAUUGAUAGGAAGGUGCCUUCCUUUGAACACUUAUUUUGGCUUUUUCUUUAAUACAAUUUAAUCUUUGCUGACUCUCACUACCAGUUGUUUCUACACUGAGGUAAGAUUGGGAUGGAAGAGGCAAUUCAGUGUGUCAUUAUAUACAUAUAUCUCCCCUGUAGAAUGUUAAAGCAAACCCAAACUGUCUCGGAAUAAGAAAUGGAAUUGGCAAUGAAAUCUUACAACCCUAUAGGAUUGGCUUUAAAUUUGAUCUUGUGUCCCAUUGCAUUUAUCAGUUCUGGAGAUGGUUUAAUGCACCAGUUAUGUGUAAUAUGCUUUGUUUUUUGUACAGUUGUUUGAUGUCUCCAGUUUCAGAUUAUACUUGUUAUUUUUUUAUUUUUUUUACCACAGCAAUGUAUCUAAAUAUUAAAACAGAGCAUUGGACUAUGCCAUUGGAUUUUUUAAAAUUUGUCAAGUGAACAUUACUGAUUCCACUCAUCGAUGAUGUAAUGGCUUAACCAGAAAUUUAAGGACAAGUUGAAAAUAAACAGCUUGCUUGUUUUUGUUCUUUUAUUCCCCCAUAUAAUCUUGAAAUGGAAGAACAUUUGCUGUUAUAUAAGAAUGUGUAACCUUAAAUAACUCAUUGAACUGGUUCCAAUGAUAUUUGUUCUGUGAAGUAUGGCUUUCUCUUGCAUUCAGUGCCACAGUGAUGAUUGUCUGUCAAGGAUAGAAAUGGGAAUAAUGUUGUACAAUUGUUCAAAACUGAGAUCAGACAGAACAGCAAAUAGAAGGAUCAAAAUUAUAAAUGAUCAUUGGAACAUUUUAAGUACUUGUUGAAUGAUGUUUUAAUAUUAAACUCAUCACUAAGAUGUUUUCAUUUAAUAACAUUGCUGUUUUCAACCUGCUUUACAUUCCUAAAAAUAAAAGGUAGUUCAGCUUGUGUUCAAUGAAAUACCAACCACAACUGCUAGAUAUAAUCAAUUCAUUCACACAAACAUUACAUGGGAACCUUGGCAAAGAACUCCUCUGGGGGAAUGAAUCAUUGCAUUAAAUAAACAAUGUUAUGAGAACUGAAGAUUUUAUCUGGCUGCAGAAACAAUAUGUUGUGCUGUAUACAGAAAUUUUUGUAUCAGAUUUUCAUGAAUGAAUUGCAAUGUUUAAGUAAUGGAGUUGAAUGGGUUGUGGCAAUUUUAAAUUAAAGGACACAAGAAUUGAAUAACUAGAAGGGAGAAAUACCAGGGAAAAAACGAAAUAGACAUUUGUCAUAGUCACCCAAUGAGCAAUGCAUCAAAUAUACACCAGGUUGCUUGCUUGCGUACUACAAUGCAGAAAGAGGCUGUUUGGCCCAUCAUGUCCAUGCCAGCUCCCAGCAGAGCAAUCCUAUUAACCCUCAGCCCUGCAAUUUGUUCUCUCACAUGCUCAUCAAUUGUCAUUUGAUUAUUUUUCCAUAAACUGCACCAAGGGGUAAUUUACGGUGGCUAAUUAAACUACUGGUUCAUCUUUGGGAUGUUUAAGGAAACCAGAGCACCUGGCAAAAGCUCAUGUGGUCAUUGAAGAACGUGCACACUUCACAGUCAGUACUAGAGGUUAGCAUCAAACCUGGCUUCCUGGAAUUGAAUCAACAGCACUAACUGCUGCACCACUACGCCACCCAAUUUUGUAUUUUCUUUCUUUCAUUUGGUCUCUUAAAUGAGCCCAGUAGGCCUGAGUGUAGCAGUUUUGAUUCAAACCUUGUCAUUUAGUGUUAGUUUAUAACUCCUCACCUUUUAAACAAAUUACUAAGGCAAUACUAUCUUCAUCAAGGAACAUCUCUUGGCAGGGAUUGUUUCUGAGUUAGAGCUGCUAAUCCAAUUUUCAAUGUAGUUGGUAUUGGUAUUGGUUGAAUUCACUGUUAAAACAGUAAUGUUGUCAUCAUCUUUCCAAAUGCUUGUAGAAAUUUUGUAGGUAUCUGAGACAGCCUUGUUUUCAAAAUAACUUUAAAUUUUGUAGGUAUAUUGGUUUUGUCAUUAAAUUUGUUGAGCGUUUAUGCUUUUAUAAAUGUAAUAAACUGGUCUACCAUGACAUCUCUUAUUUCAUGUCUGAAUUUGAGGUGGUUAGCUGUCCUAUAUACCUCUAUUUUUAAAUUAAUUGAUUUCCUUGUGUAUUGUCUAAUCAAGGAACUUUAAUAAGGCUUUGUUUUACACAAUGUAUACUUUGUAGAUUGGAAAAUAUUACUGCAUCUGUAAUUUUGUUUACUUUUGCCGAACUUGAUGCCAUUUGCUGUUUCUCAAUUUCUCCUAUAAAUUAUAUUUUUCCCAUAAACCUGAAACCUAUCUGAAAAAUAUUAUUAAUAAAAUGUUUCUUUUGA
This is a messenger RNA of Pristis pectinata (smalltooth sawfish), 4800 nucleotides long. It is a transcript of the gene nampt1, whose product is annotated as nicotinamide phosphoribosyltransferase 1. Gene Ontology annotation, biological process: NAD+ biosynthetic process. Lineage: Eukaryota; Metazoa; Chordata; Chondrichthyes; Rhinopristiformes; Pristidae. The transcript has 11 exons. The coding region runs from base 171 to 1643 and encodes 490 amino acids. Gene Ontology annotation, molecular function: nicotinamide phosphoribosyltransferase activity. The record is from RefSeq and is a predicted model, not a curated record.